This is a messenger RNA of Argentina anserina (silverweed cinquefoil), 2219 nucleotides long. RefSeq names its product probable protein S-acyltransferase 4. Gene Ontology annotation, cellular component: endoplasmic reticulum; Golgi apparatus. Gene Ontology annotation, biological process: peptidyl-L-cysteine S-palmitoylation; protein targeting to membrane. Gene Ontology annotation, molecular function: protein-cysteine S-palmitoyltransferase activity. NCBI's taxonomy places the organism in Eukaryota, Viridiplantae, Streptophyta, Magnoliopsida, Rosales, Rosaceae. The record is from RefSeq and is a predicted model, not a curated record.
CAAUUAAAGAUUUGAUUUUUUUGGUGGGUUUUUCGUGGAAUAACGAAGUAUAAUGAUGACAGGGGAAUAGAACAAUUCUGAGCUUCUGGGUUUUUGUCUGUGUAAGUAAUGGGAAACAAUGAACCCAAGAGGCUAUACCAAAGUUGGAAGGGAAGCAAUAAUUUUCUCUUUGGGGGGAGAUUAAUAUUUGGUCCUGAUGUUGCAUCUCUUACCAUGUCUGUGUUUCUUGUUGCUGUCCCAGCAACUGCAUUUUGUAUAAAGGUUUAUUUUAAGCUCCAACAUGUAACAAAGAAGGAGGACAGCAUUUGGUAUCCUGUUUUAAUUGUUGGCUCGUUGCUUACUGCUUUGGAUUUAACAUUAUUGUUCUUGACAUCUGGUCGGGAUCCUGGGAUAAUCCCUAGAAAUUCAAAUCCUCCUGAGCCUGAUACAGAUGAAGCAUUCGAUGUAGGUACCCCAUCAAUGGAGUGGGUUCAUGGGAGAACCCCUCAUCUGAAACUACCACGAAUAAAAGAUGUCAUUGUUAAUGGUCACUCGGUAAAAGUAAAGUACUGUGAUACUUGUUUGCUUUAUCAGCCUCCCCGUGCAUCUCAUUGUUCUAUCUGCAACAAUUGUGUUCAGCGGUUUGAUCAUCACUGUCCAUGGGUUGGUCAGUGCAUUGGAGUUCGUAACUAUCGAUUCUUCUUCAUGUUCAUAGCAACAUCAACCAUUCUGUGCCUAUAUGUUUUCUCCUUCACUUGUGUCAACCUUAGUGAGAAAGAGAAUAUUGGGAGAGCUAUCUCAACUGAUAUUCUAUCAGAUUUACUUUUAGUUUACUGCUUCAUUGCCGUCUGGUUUGUGGGUGGCCUUACAAUUUUCCAUUCCUACUUAAUAUGCACCAACCAGACGACGUAUGAGAAUUUCCGGUAUCGUUAUGAUAUCAAGGAGAAUCUAUAUAACAAAGGAGUUAUACGGAACUUCAAAGAAACUUUUUUCUCCAAUGCCCCUCCUUCGAUGAUUAGAUUUCGAUCAUUCAUUGAGGUAGAUGAACAGGGGAUUGUAGAAUUGGUAACCCCAAACUUUGAGGAAGGUAUUAUGAGCUCAAAAGAGAAAAUUGAUAUUGAAAUGGGAACUGAGAUAUUGGAUGAAAAUGGCUUUGCAAUUCCACAUAUGUUGCGAAAUCUUAAAUAUGCUGAUUGUGUGGAGGAUUUGAAGAAUCAAGGGACGAGCAAGAACCUGGUUCAUUCGACUCUUUUCAGCCAGAAGGAAAAGAAUCAUUGGAGUACUCAGAUAAAUAGAGAUGAAAGUACAGAAUCUGUGCAAAACUAUACUGCAAGGAAUGCACUUAUGCAGUAAACUAUUUUCAUGGAUGGAGCAAUGGAGAAAGGUGAUUCUGGAAAUAAUUUUCAUCAAACCGGAUCAUAUGUUUUCCGAUCACAAGGGAUAUGCCUAGUUAUUGUUCCGUUAUCGAACCAUUCUUAUUUCAGGUUUAUCAACUGGUUCAUUUUUGUGUACGUAUUUUUCUUUGAAGCUAAUAGAUUCUUUAUAAUCACCUCAUUAUAUGCUUUUGCUUUACUAGGGUAUCGGUACUGCAAAUCAGGAAGUUGAUGAAGUACCAUACAUGUUCCGUAAGCUAUGAUGUACAAAGAAUUCAUCUUGUCAUGUAUGCUUUGUAAUGAACAUAUGUUUGCAGUAGUGGAAUUGCACAAGAUUGCUAUACCAGUAGUUACACCAGUUGAUGCUCAAAGAAUUCACCAUGUGAAAAUUGCUACUCCAUAUAGGGGUGGGAAACAUGCUUCUCACGGUGGAUUGGAGGAGCGCGCAUGGUAGGUUUCUUGCUGCAUUUGCACAACUUGUGCUUCAUGCAAAUUGCCAUACUAUAAGGUCUGAAAUCUGCAUCUAGAACACGUUGAAUUGGAAACAGACCAGCUUUUACCUUAAAAUCAAGCUGAGAUAGCACUCAGCAUUUGAUGCCAAGUGAAAUAAACCCCCAUUACAAUUUCCCACAAAAGCUUUUUAAAGACUAUUCCGAAACAAACUUUCCUUCCACAAUAGAAAGUAGCAGCUGCUGCAACAGUAAAAAUCUAUAAAGAAUGAGCUUGGUUGUAUUUCACUGACACUGGCUGCUGUGAUGGUUGCUCAAUGAAGCCAUGGCUGCUCUGAUUUUAUUUAUAUACCAAACUUGAUUACUUUAGCUCCUUUGCUGAGAGACAGAGAACAAGAGACAGGAGUUCCUCGAAUUU